UCAGCUUAUCAUUCCUGAUCUCUUCAUCGCCAAUCACAACUUCAAUACGCAAAUAAAAACAGAGCAGAGAAAUGCUGAAGCAACAUUUCAGCCACCGCCACCCACUGGCCGCCGUGACGGUGGUGGAGGACGACGGAACGAUCUGCUCCGGCUGCGAAUUCCGACUUUCCGGCGCCGCCUACAAGUGCACAAAGCCCAAAUGCGAAUUCCACCUCCACGACCUCUGUUUCGCCCUUCCGCCGGAGAUCCACCACCCCUCUCACCCAAAACACCCCCUCAUACUCGCCGGAUCUUCGCCGUACGUCGGCGGGGAGUUCGCCUGCGAUGCGUGCGGCGACGUGGGCUCCGGCUUCAUCUACCGGUGCCCACGAUGCCAGUUUGAUCUCCAUAUCCACUGCGCCACCUUGCCGGAGACGGUGGCCGGAAAAAACCACGAGCACCCGCUCCGGCUUGAGUUCCAGUUUAAGGGGAAGGGAUUUUGCUGCGGUGUUUGUGAGGGAGGUUUUGGAAAUGGGUGUUGGGUUUAUUACUGUAGGGUUUGUGAUUUUGGGGUUCAUGUUCACUGUUUUGUGGCUGAAGAUGAAGAUGAAGAAAUGGAAUGAUUUUGAUGGAGAUGAAUUUGGUUGGUCUUUCUUUUUUACUCAUCUUUUGUAAUUGUAUAGAUGAAUUUCAAUGUUUUUGGAAUUUGGGCUAUAUGCAUUUUGAUCUGUUUCAAUCAUGUUUUUAUUUAUCACGCGGUUUUUUUCCAAUCAAUUAGUUCAAAUUUAUAUGA
Molecule: messenger RNA, 772 nt
Organism: Benincasa hispida (wax gourd)
Lineage: Eukaryota; Viridiplantae; Streptophyta; Magnoliopsida; Cucurbitales; Cucurbitaceae
Product: protein VACUOLELESS GAMETOPHYTES-like
Source: RefSeq, a predicted model, not a curated record